Messenger RNA from Camellia sinensis, 2140 nucleotides. RefSeq names its product RAN GTPase-activating protein 2. The record is from RefSeq and is a predicted model, not a curated record. Gene Ontology annotation, molecular function: GTPase activator activity; protein binding. NCBI's taxonomy places the organism in Eukaryota, Viridiplantae, Streptophyta, Magnoliopsida, Ericales, Theaceae.
AUAAAACCUACCGUUUCGCUCCCACAUUUUCAGUUCAGAUUUGGAGUUCCUCGUCUUUCCCUCCACUCUCUCACUCUUCCAAUCUCUCUCUUUCUCUCUCUCUCUCUCUCUCUCUCUCCAUUGAAUCCUUUGGUGAUUAUCCAUUGAAAAGGGCCAUCCAGACGAAAGAACCAGGAUAAAGAAAAGGCUUUCAUUUUAAGAUUUUGCUGCAAUGGAUGCCACAACUCCAAGUUUACAACACCGACCAUUUUCAAUUAAACUGUGGCCCCCAAGCCAGAACACACGGCUAAUGCUUGUGGAACGAAUCACCAACAAUCUUUCCAGCCAGUCCAUUUUCACCCAGAAAUAUGGUAUUCUAAAUAAGGAAGAGGCUGCGGAGAAUGGCAAAGAAAUUGAAGACUCUGCUUUUGCCUCUGCAAAUCAACACUACGAAAAGGAGCCUGAUGGUGAUGGAGGUUCUGCAGUGCAAAUGUAUGCCAGAGAAUGCAGUAAGCUCAUCCUUGAAGUUCUUAAAAGGGACCCUAGAACCAAGGGGGACGGAGAGGGUGCGAUAGUCGAGAAAGUUACAGGGGGCCAUGAAACCUGCUUUGAUAUAUCUAAAGGCCAGCGGGCUUUCAUUGAAGCAGAGGAGGCUCAGGAACUUUUAAGGCCAUUAAAGGAGCCUGCAAAUUCUUACACUAGGAUAUGCUUUAGCAACAGAAGCUUCGGCUUAGGCGCAGCUCGUGUUGCAGAGCCGAUAUUGGAAUCUGUUAGGAAUCAAUUGCAGGAAGUUGACCUGUCAGAUUUUAUUGCAGGAAGGUCCGAGGCAGAAGCUCUUGAAGUCCUGAAUAUAUUCUCAGAAGCCCUCGAAGGUUCUGUUUUGAAGUCUCUGAAUCUUUCGAACAAUGCCUUGGGCGAGAAGGGUGUUAGGGCAUUUGAGAAACUCCUGAAAUCACAGAGUAGAUUGGAGGAACUCUAUUUAAUGAAUGAUGGUAUCUCAGAGGAAGCUGCACGAGCUGUUUGUGAGUUAAUUCCUUCCACGGAGAAGCUUAGGGUUCUCCAAUUUCAUAAUAACAUGACAGGAGAUGAAGGGGCUGUCGCUAUUUCUGAGGUCGUAAAGUGCUCUCCCUUGUUGGAGGAUUUCCGAUGCUCCUCUACAAGGGUAGAUUCAGGAGGAGGAAUUGCUUUGUGUGAAGCACUCAGUACAUGUACCCAUUUGAAAAAUCUUGAUCUGCGUGACAACAUGUUUGGUGUAGAAGCUGGACUCGCUUUGAGUAGAACUCUUUCUAAACACGCAAAUCUUACUGAGGUUUAUCUGAGCUACCUGAAUUUGGAAGAUGAAGGGGCAACUGCUGUAGCCAAUGCUUUAAAGGAGUCAGCUCCGUCGCUCGUGGUCUUGGAGAUGGCUGGAAAUGAUAUAACAGUUGAAACUGCUCCUAGUUUAGCUUCAUGUAUAGCAGCAAAGCAGUCUCUCAUCAAGCUGAAUUUGGCAGAGAAUGAACUUAAGGAUGAAGGUGCUAUUCAAAUCGGCAAGGCUUUGGAAGAAGGCCAUGACCAAUUGAAGGAAGUUGACAUGAGCAGCAACUCGAUAAGGAGGGCUGGGGCUAGGCUAUUGGCUCAGACUGUGAUGCGAAAGCCUAAGUUUAAGUUGCUGAACAUCAAUGGGAAUUUCGUCUCUGAAGAAGGCAUUGAUGAGUUGAAGGGUUUAUUUAAGACUUUUCCUGAUUUGCUUGGGUCCUUGGAUGAGAACGACCCUGACGGAGAAAAUGAUUAUGAGGAGGAGAAGGAAUCUGGAGAUGAGGGUGAAGGCAACAAUGGUGAAUUGGAAUCAAAACUGAAAAAACUUGAUGUCAACUAAGAGUAGAGGUUUUCUCAUGUCAGGUUUUCCCCCCCCCCCCCCCCCCCCUUUUCAUUUUGGGUUGACUACUUUGUUCAUUCUUGAUAUGCAUGAGCAGGGUCAGUUACAGUAACUCUGGGAGCACCCAAGCACGGAAUUUUCAAAAGUAGGUUAGGUUUGAUGGCGCCAUUUUAAUUUGCUUCUUAGAUUGCUUUUAAGAAUUAUUUAAUGUAAGAUCUAAUCUAAGAUUCUUACUUGAGACACCAUCUUUUGAGGUUGUCUUGACGGUGUGGAACUUUUAAUUGAUGAUUUUGUUCUCUCUCU